AUGAACGGCAUAAGAGGAUCACCUACGAUGGGUCCGUCACGCAGGAUAUCGCCUAAGUUCAGCGCGAACGUUUGCAGACCAAACGCUGUGGACUCGAACAAAUUUUCAAUUUCCUUGAAGCCACAUUCGAGUGGCUACGUUCCCAAGGGACAACAUCGACUUUCCGUACCAGAUCUUGCCGAAUUAGCCUAUGGCAAGAUGGGUGCUACGAACGCAAUGAUGGCCCAUGGUGGUGUUGCUUCUAGCGCAAAGGCACUCACCUCUAAAUUGGGUCGUAGUCCUGGAACUGGCGAAUUGCAGGCAAUUACCGAAGGCUUGGUGACACCUGUUGUUCGCCGUAAGCAGUAUUUGCGCGAAAUACCCGUCCAGGUUACCACGUCGCCCAACCAACCCGUCUCACCGUCCCAAUCGGCCAAGAGGUCAUUCAUUCCUUGUGAGAGAAGUGGGAAAAAUGUCAAUCAGAUCACUAAAGACAGCGGUGUCGGCACGACUGUUCUCAACGAGCAUGGAUUCACGAAGAGGUUGGUUAAAUAA
This is a messenger RNA of Anisakis simplex (herring worm), 534 nucleotides long. The record is from the annotation of a GenBank genome assembly. Lineage: Eukaryota; Metazoa; Nematoda; Chromadorea; Rhabditida; Anisakidae.